CAUAAGAAGACAAUGCAGCAGCUCUUCCUUUCUCUGCUUGCCUCCAUGAAAUAUUGCAAGUAUAAAAAAUAAUUUUCUCAGUUACAAAAAUGAACACCUGUAAAAAUGGCUGAUUAUAUGUGUAAUGAAUGUUUUCCAAUACAUCUUUGAUUUUCCCAUCUCUAAGUAUUUGCAUUUUUUGGAGAAGACACCACAGAGGGGUUCCAAGGACAAACAGAUUAGGCUACAGAAAGUCAACAAUGACCUAGGAUGUAGAUGUCAAAAAUAUGUGCCAGAAAGAUGUGGUAGUCACCGAAGGCCCUGAGAAAUCAAAUGAGUUGAGCCAGAUGAGAGGAAGAGUGACAGAUAGGGCAUGAAUGUGACCUAGGAGGACUCCUGGAAGCUGAGAACAAGCCAGAAUCUAGGGCUAGCAGAUGAGGAUUGGACAAACAAGGUGUGCUGUUAACUUGUCUACAUGUACACAUUGCAAUAUUGGGUGGAUGGGAAUAUUUCUUGUGUGAGGAAGCGGCAGAGGUCAUUGGGCCCUGAGAGGUGACCCUGCCUCCUUCACAAUGGAAUAGAACAUGGAACCCUGAUAGCAGGCCACGGUAACUCACAGUUGGCUCAAGCCAGCUCACUUGGCCUGUGACUCCGGAGCCAGAAACAUGUUCUUGUGCUGUAUUCGCAGGUCUCGAGACUCUGGUCUCAGCCAAGAGAAGGAUGGGUGCCUCAGUCAAAGCUGUAGACACUGGAUCAGUGGCAAGCCACGAAGCAACCAUCUCAGAGAUUUGUCCAAAAAGAAACCUAGGAAAUCACAAGGCAUCUCAGGCAAGUGUGCUAAUACGUCAGCCCUGACCCUGAAUGUGCCAUGCGAUAUAUGGAGCCCGGAGGCAAGCCUGCUGGACAUGUUGGUGAUGAACCUGGUCCCAGCCUACCAGAAAGGCGAUCUCUUCUAUGUUGGAAACUUCCUCCACAAUUAUAGACAGUGGGCAACAAUGGAGCAAGUGCUGGAUAUUGUGUUCAAAAAGUACAGAUUCCCGGGCCAUAACUCUGAGGAAGAUGAACAAAUAAAGAACAGCCUUUGUUCCAUCUUCACCAUGUGGAUGGACUGCUAUCCUGCUGAUUUCCGAGAGCCCCAGAACCGACACCCGGUGAAAGAACUGACCCACUAUGCCAUGCUCUGCAUGCCCUCCUCAUACCUGCUCCUCCACCUCCACAUUCUCCUGAAUGAGCUGGAGGAGACCGGGAAGAAUGAGACCAAGAAACAGAGGAAGAAGUCUCUGUGUGGUCACCUCAGAGCAUGCUUUGGCCACCAUAGAGCAGUUUCUCCUGACCUGCCAAGAAAGAAGCCCUCGGUGAUGUCAGGUAUGGUGAUGGAUGGAGAUCUGGAGCCCUCACUGGACUCCACAAAGUCUCGAGACUCUGGUCUCAGCCAAGAGAAGGAUGGGUGCCUCAGUCAAAGCUGUAGACACUGGAUCAGUGGCAAGCCACGAACCAACCAUCUCAGAGAUUUGUCCAAAAAGAAACCUAGGAAAUCACAAGGCAUCUCAGGCAAGUGUGCUAAUACAUCAGCCCUGACCCUGAAUGUGCCAUGCGAUAUAUUGAGCCCGGAGGCAGGCCUGCUGGACAUGUUGGUGAUGAACCUGGUCCCUGCCUACCAGAAAGGCGAUCUCUUCUAUGUUGGAAACUUCCUCCACAAUUAUAGACAGUGGGCAACAAUGGAGCAAGUGCUGGAUAUUGUGUUCAAAAAGUACAGAUUCCCGGGCCAUAACUCUGAGGAAGAUGAACAAAUAAAGAACACCCUUUGUUCCAUCUUCACCAUGUGGAUGGACUGCUAUCCUGCAGAUUUCCGAGAGCCCCAGAACCGACACCCGGUGAAAGAACUUACCCACUAUGCCAUGCUCCACAUGCCCUCCUCAGAUCUGGUCCUCAAUCUCCACGUUCAUCUGGAUGAGCUGGAGGAGAGCAGGAAGAAUGAGACCAAGAAACAGAGGAAGAAGUCCCUGUGUGGUCACCUCAGAGCUUGUUUUGGCCACCAUAGAGCAGCUUCUCCUGACCUCCAAAGAAAGAAGCCCUCAGUGAUGUCAAGGAUGGUGAUGGAUGGGGAUCUGGAGCCCUCACUGGACUACUCAAUGCAUGUGCAUGUAGAGGGGUUGAAUGCAUUUGCAGUGAGGCCCCAAAAGGUUGUGAGUCCUGUGGAUAAGACAGUGGUUCUGAACCCCACAUGUAACAGAGCUGAACUUGUAGGGACCCCAAAGAAAGAAGAAGGUAAUAGCGAUUGUCUUCCUGUGACUUUCACAGGCAGCCCAGAUCAGCUCAAAAAGGGUCAAAUUAGCACACCUCCUGGCGUGCUGGAGGGAGUAGCACACGUGGGACUGAUGGAAAAUGUCCCCCGUCUGUGCUCAGGGGAACCAAUGAGUGAGGUCCCAACAUUAGAUGCAGCUCAGGAAAGUGAAUCUGUCCUCACUGAACAUCUGGACAAAUCUGUCCUGCUGCAGCAGAACCAAUCUCCAACUGAGAAAUUAGAAUCUGCCUCUCCAGCCUUUGCUGGAGCAAAUCCUAUCUUUCAUGAGGAGCUAGAUACUUUGGAGGAUUCUGAGGCAGAAUUUAUGUUUGAAGGCAACUUAGAAGCCGACCUAGCCUUAGAGCUUCCCUCCCCUCUCCCUGGGGAUAUCUCUCUUUUUCUUUUUGUCCUGAUUGUUGUAAAAUUUGCAUUCUUUUUAUUUUUCUCAAUUUAUUAAAGAUAUAUGUUUAUGUUGUAAAAUUUA
This is a messenger RNA of Dipodomys spectabilis (banner-tailed kangaroo rat), 2747 nucleotides long. RefSeq lists its product as uncharacterized. The record is from RefSeq and is a predicted model, not a curated record. Lineage: Eukaryota; Metazoa; Chordata; Mammalia; Rodentia; Heteromyidae. Bases 645 to 2720 code for a protein of 691 amino acids. The transcript has 10 exons.